Molecule: messenger RNA, 6094 nt
Organism: Coregonus sp. 'balchen'
Lineage: Eukaryota; Metazoa; Chordata; Actinopteri; Salmoniformes; Salmonidae
Source: the annotation of a GenBank genome assembly
GCUUCAGUUACAUGUGUUGAGGAAAUACAUCAAAGCUCCCUACCAUCUACAAGCUGUAACAAAAUGGAGGGAUGGGAUGAUUGGGAUCAAGAAGUGGACUAGACACAUCAUUGGAAUUUAAAUUUCUGGAAACAAACGUGUCUAUUAUCAUUGGAGAAAAGGUGAGUCAAUCAAUUUACCAGUGUGAUAUUUACACAUUUAAAAUUAACCCACUCAAUGAUCAAUCCACCAUUACAGAAAGAUUUGUGUAAACCAGAAUACACAGUUUAUUGAGCUGUUUAAUACUAGUAAAAAGCAUCAGUAACAUAAUUUACUCAAAGAUGUUAUUGUAAACAAAGGUGUGAUACUGCAGGAAAAUAUUGAAGGCUACGCCCUAACUGAGUUGGCCUUUCUAUGCUUAGCAAUGAACUAUGUGAAAUGCAUAUAUUGGUCUAAGCAGAAGAAUAGCUAUUUAUCUUCCGCAUGAGACCACGUCUUCUCACUGAUCAAACACUUCAUACAGAAUGUUUAUGGGCCGAUCCAGCCACUUUUAGGCUUUCAGGGCCAAGUGACUUCCUUCCCCUCAUUUGUUGUAAUCCUGUAACUCCCUUUUGCUGGAGAACUGCAUGGAUGAAUGAUAAAGUAGUAUAGUCUUCAAGUAGGCUACAGUAAUAAGGAUAAAACUACACUGGUACUGAAACAGUGAGUACUACCUUAUGUUUUUACAUAUACGUUUCCCUAUAUUGUAAGUAAAACCUGAUUCUCUCAGAAUAUAGGUAUCUAUUAAUAAAACAAUUGUUUGCCUGUUGUACGGUUGUUGGUUGUGUUCAUGUGAACAAAGACUCGAGCUCUUGAGAUACAAGCUCUUGUGGUACUCUGUCUUUUCAUUAUCUUUGUUCUAAUGCUCAAAUACUGUCUCUUUGAACUAGCAGCUACUGUAUAAAACACCUUGUAUUGGGUUUUAGGGAUAUUGUCCAUUGAGUGUCCAUCUUUGUAUUGACUUUUCCUUACUGUUGACACAUUCCGGUGGUGGAAAAAGUAUCCAAUUGUCAUACUUGAGUAGAAUUAAAGAUACCUUAAUAGAAAAUGACUCAAGUAAAAGUGAAAGUCACCCAGUAAAAUACUACUUGAGUAAAAGUCUAAAAGUAUUUGAUUUUAAAUAUACUGUAUCAAAGUAAAUGUAAUUGCUAAAAUAUACUUAAGUAUCAAAUGUAAAAGUACAAGUACAAAUAAUUUCAAAUUCCUUAUAUUAAGCAGGCCAGACGGCACCAUUUUCUUGUUUUUUAUUUUAUUUACGGGUAGCCAGGGACACACUCCAACACUCAGACAUCAUUUACAAAUUAAACAUGUGUAUUUAGUGAGUCCGCCAGAUCAAAGACAGUAGGGAUGACCAGGGAUGUUCUCUUGAUAAGGGCGUGAAUUUAACAAUUUUCCUGUCCUGCUAAGCAUUCAAAAUGUAACAAAUACUUUUGGGUGUCAGGGAAAUGUAUGGAGUAAAAAGUACAUAAUUUUCUUUAGGAAUUCAGUAAAGUAAAAGUAAAAGUAAUGUACAGAUACAAAAAAAACCCGACUUAAGUAGUAUUUUUACUUAAGUACUUUACACCACUGACACAUUCCAAUUGAAAAGCAUCUGUAUGAAUAUAUUUACGUCAUGUAAAGUAAAGAAAAGUAAUCCGCUGUGCUAUGGUCAUUUUGUUUGAAAUACCAUUUAGAAAAUAAUGUUAUCAGGGGAGUGCAGCACACCCUGUUUUAAUCUGCCUUUGUGGAGCUGUCAGCACUCAACCAUGCAGUUGUUUAACAAUGGUGGUGGCUAAGUAUCCACUCUCCUCUGUCAUGGCAACCAUGUUUUUGCAAGCAGAGGCACAAUAUUUUGUGUGUAAGAAAGAAUGGGUGUUGGGUACAACUUGAGUUUAAACCAGUAGUGUAAAGUACUUAAGUAAAAAUAAUUUAAAGUACUACUUAAGUAGUUUUUUGGGGUAUCUGUACUUUACUUUACUAUUUCUAUUUUUGACAACUUUUACUUUUACUCCACUACAUUCCUAAAGUAAAUAAUGUACUUUUUACUCCAUACAUUUUCUCUAACACCCAAAAGUAUUUGUUACAUUUCGAAUGCUUAGCAGGACAGGAAAAUGGUCCAAUUCACCCACUUAUCAAGAGAGCAUCCCUGGUCAUCCCUACUGCCUCUGAUCUGGCGGACUCACUAAACACAAAUGCUUCAUUUGUAAAUUAUGUCUGAAUGUUGGAGGAUGCCCCUGGCUAUCCGUAAAUAAAAAAAACAAGAAAAUUGUGCCGUCUGGUUUGCUUAAUAUAAAGAAUGUGAAAUGAUUUAUACUUUUACUUUUGAUACUUAAGAAUAUUUAAAACCACACACUUUUAGACUUUUACUCAAGUAGUAUUUUGCUAGGUGACUUUCACUUUUACUUGAGUCAUUUUCUAUUUAGGUAUCUUUACUUUUACUCAAGUAUGACAAUCGGGUACUUUUUCCACCACUGGUUUAAACAUAAUUUCAACAUCAAUGCUAUGAUCUCCAAACUAUUAUCUGUAAACCUAACAAAAAUGGUCUAAGGCAAUGAAAUUAUUAGUACUUUAUCUUACCAGAGGGGACUGCUGAGGAGCAACAGUACAGUAACUGUGUUAAAGUAGCAGUUGGUGUCAACAGACACAGAAGCAUCCUGAGCUAUGAAUUACCCAAAUUGCUUUUUCUCAUUGCCUGUGUUUGCUGUUUGCUCUCGAUUCUAGGUCUCAGCUAUUCACCCCAUACAUACACCAUGUUUCCUACAACCCCAUUAACUAAGGGCACCGUAACCCCUAACACUACUGCCAGCCCCACAACCGCCGCUCCUGGGUUUAUAGACCAACUACUGAACAAGAUUCCCUGUGAGUAACCCCGUAAUCCCCCCCCCCCUCUCCCUUUACCCCCCCCCCCCCCCCCCCCCCCCCCCCCCCCCCCCUCCUCUGACACCCCUCCUCUGACACCCCCCACCCUCUCCUGAGUGGGCACCCCUACGCUGCCCCCCUUCUGUCCCACUUUCAACAGACAUGGCAGGGGAGAGCUGCCUGCCUGCCUGCCUGGGCACCUGUCUCCAUGUGUCAUAUCUAAUUUCACUCCCAGCGCACAUUUCUUAGCUCUCCAUUUUCACUUAUUAUACAAGUUUAUUUCUCCUGAAUCUUGUUGGCUGUGCUCUUGCUGCAUGCUUCAGAUGUGUGUCAUGGUGAGACAAGUUGACUACACUGACUCUCCCAAGACUCGGCAGCUAGGGGCUGCUGCUCUCACAUAAAUACAAGGCAAAUGUAUUUUCGAAUAGCUCUCCAUUUCUACUUGUUACAAGUGAAUCUCUCCUUAAUCCUGCUGGCUGUGCUCUUGCCUCAUGCUUCAGAUGUCUGUCACAAUGAGACAAACUGCUGUCUUUUCUUGUCUCCCGCAGUGCCAAGAUGGGCUAUUUACACCAUCUUUGCCGUCAUCGUCUUGAUGUUUUUGGUGUGUAUUAUCUGCAUCUGUGCGAAAUGCUGCUGCAAGAGCAAGAAAAAGAGAAAAAAGAAGCCGGACGCUCAUAUCAAUCUACAAGGGGUGAAUGGUUCCUCAACUACAUCGCUAGUAAGUACAGGGAGUAGUAGUAGUAGUAGUAGUAGUAGUAGUAGCUUGGUCUUGGUGGGAGCAUCUGCUCCAUUUGAUCCAUUUAUUUUUGCUUAGACUGGUCGCUGUUGUUGAGAAGGAGUGAGGUAGAGGUGCAGCUUUAGCUCCUCAUGUCUGUUAGGAUGGGCCGCUGAUUGAGGGAUUGGUUGGCUGGCCGGUGAAUGUGAUUAGCUGGUUCAAGCUAUGACAGUGUUCUUGAUGGGCAGGUCCAACCUGGCUCGGAUGAUGCAGGCUACGGCUCAGCUAAAAACCGGGGAAGACUGCUCUACUCUCUGGAAUACAAGGCACAAGAGGUUAGAAUGCACUUAAUUAGUCUUCUGAACUUGUAACUUGAUCAAAAUACUGUAGCCACCACAAGCCAUAGAACCAGAGUUCCCAUUUGAUCACAGAUUAAACAAGAUAUUAAUUAUCACACAUAUCAAGAGAAAUGUCUGCUUUUUCAAAAUAUCACUGAAGUAUACGUCAAUGUGUCUUUAUUUUUCUACCAUACAGUGAUAUUGCGUGUGUGUGAAGCAGCCUUAUCUUCCCCUACUAUCUUUGACUAUCCUGCCAUCUCUCAUCCCCUGCAGCUGACAGUGGGGCUCAAAGAGGCUGCAGCUCUGACAGCCAUGGACCGGAGAGGCACCUCUGACCCCUAUGUUAAAGUCUACAUCACCCCCAACAAGUCAAAGACAUUCGAAACUAAGGUCUUCAGGAAAACCCUCAACCCCGUGUUCAAUGAACACUUCAAAUUUAAGGUAUUUGAGGAGUAUUAUACAUAUGUUAUUAUAGCAGUAUUACCAGACAGUCUACCAAUUUGAGAGGAUUUUAAACAGUGUAAGUGAGUCUGUGUUCCUGCACCACUCUUGACUCUUGCCUGUCUAUCUUGUGUCCAGAUUGACAAGGCUGAGCUAAAUGAGUCCACCAUAGUCAUGAAAGUGUUCGACUUCGAUAGAUUCUCCAAACACGACAUCAUUGGGGAGCUGAGGCUGCAGCUCGGAAACAUUGACUGGAACCAUGUGAUUGAAGAGUGGGAAGACCUGAGAGAACCCUCCAAGUUUGAGGUCAGGAGAUUUAGUUGAUUUCUGGAACCAAAUAGUGCAGGUCAAACAUUUUUUUUCAAACGGCAUUUGAAUAUCACAAAGUUCUCAAAUCUAGCCAUAGGCCUACAUACUGAAUUUUUACAUGAGGCCUACAUUCCUUUGACAUCUAUAGGCCCACAUACUGAAUUUCCACAUGGUAGUUAAUGUUGUUUCUUGUUAUCUACUGUGAUUACAGGAUGAAAUUCUGGGGGAGAUCUGCUUCUCGUUGCGCUACGUCCCCACCACUAACAAGCUGACUGUUGUCAUCCUGGAAGCCAAGAACCUAAAGAGUAUGGACAGAGGGGGCUCAUCAGGUAGGUCCAAGCCUUGCUCUCUGAGAGGAAGACUGAGUGGUGGUUUUGCUGAAGAGGCUAGUUAUGAUUAGCCUGGAAUCCAGACCUGUUUUGUGCUGACAUUCCACUCCUUGUACUCAGUCAGUGUCAUGCGCCAAACAUAUAACAUGGAGUAACAAAGAGUGCAAUGUUACCACAAAACAAGUCGGAUUCCAGGCUAAGUUAUUAAUUAAACAAAUAAUACUACAUUAUUAUUGAGGCCAGUUUUUGAUUAUCACAAAAAAUACUGCAUUAUUUGUGAGGCAGUGGAUGCUCAAACUACACUCCACCUUCAUUCAUGUACACUGUAGAUCCCUAUGUAAAAGUGCAGCUAGCUCUGGACAAGAAGAAGUGGAAGAGAAAGAAGACAUCUGUUAAAAAGUCGACACUGAAUCCCUACUUCAACGAAUCCUUUACGUUUGAUGUGUCGUUUGAACAAAUUCAAGUAAGUAUGAUCUUAUCUCAGAAUAUGGCUAAGAUGAAGCCUUUUGGCUCUUCAGCCAGUUACAAGCUCAACAGCCUGCAUGCUAUGGAGCUCCAGAAAAGAGGCCAUCCCUUUACAUCAUAAUGUUAUUUUGUGGCCAAAUUCAUUUAAACAAAAAGGUGAUGGCACAUCCUCUGUAGAAGCACAGUUUGCAGUGACUGUUCUCUGCUGUUGCUCCCUCCAGAGGGUUCAGCUGAUGAUCUCUGUGUGGGACCAUGACAAGUUGACCAGGAACGACGCCAUAGGGAAGAUUUUCCUGGGUUGUGAUGCUGCAGGGAACCAGCUGAGGCACUGGGCAGACAUGCUGUCCAACCCCCGUAGGCCUGUGGCCCAGUGGCACAACCUGCUUUCCAACGAACAGGUGGACUCCACCCUUGACCUCAAACACUCAGUCAGGAUCCCCUUCAUCAAUAAGAACUUUUGAGAAAUCUUAGACUCGCUUGCCAGACUCAUGGCACUCAAGCAGCUGUGGGAAGAGGCUAGAGAAAAUCCUCCUCCGUGGCCCGACAUAACCAGAUUCCUCCCUCUACUUCACUAAGCUAAUAGCGGCUUGGAGGCCCUAGCACUUUUAAACACUGCAAAAUACAGUGCCUUCAGAAAGUAU